AAUUGCUGUUGCUCUCUUUGUCACUGUCUUUAUCCACUUUCUUCCCCCAAUUUAAAUGUCGUGAGAAAUAAAAUUUUAAUUUUAUUCCGAUUUUGUUUUUGUUGAAUCGUGAAGGAGUUAAAUUUUUCCUUGUUUCUUUUAUUUUUAUUGCUAUGUAAUUGUAAUUGUUUAAUUCGCCCUGUUCUAUUCAUUUCCUGGGAGCUCUUCGCGAUUUUCUCUUCAAUUCGUCCAUGAUUUUUGGUGUUGUUUUUUUUUCGUAGUAGUUAGUUAGUGAAGUUGUAUAGUCGAAAAGUGGUAGGUUAGGAUUUUUUUUUUGUGUUUUUCUUGAAUUUUUUAUUUAAUCGUUUCAUGUUCGAAAUAAUUUCUGCGGAGUGUCAUACUGUCGUGAAGGUCUGGUUUUAGAACAGUUGGAUAAAUAAGGUAAACAAUUAAGAGUUUAAUUUUUAGAUUUUUUUUUAAUUUUUGAAGUUUAUCUUUGGUCGAAAAUUGGAAUUUCUUUCUGAAUCAUCUACGAGGUUUUUGCUUUGGUGAAAUUUGGAUUUCAAGUCCAAGAAAGCAAGCGAAGAAGAGGCGUACAAGUGAUUCCACUCGAUCUGGUCUAGCUCGGUGAAUGUGUGAGAUUUGUUAGUUAACUGUACUGGAUAAGUGAAAAUGGGAUCUCACAUGAACUUCAAGAACGUUGGUGAUGCACAACCACUGGAAGGCAACACAGGCAGUGGAAGGCCGCCGGGAAACCUCCCGUUGGCCCGGCAGCCUUCUAUCUUCUCGUUAACCUUAGAUGAGGUUCAGAACACCAUGGGUGGCCUUGGAAAGGAUUUUGGCUCCAUGAACAUGGAUGAAUUUCUCAAGAAUAUUUGGACUGCCGAAGAGGCUCAAGCCAUGGCAUCCACCUUCGGAGGGACUGAAGGAGGGGUCCCUGGCACGAAUCUGCAGCGGCAGGGUUCCUUAACUUUGCCACGGACUCUCAGUCAAAAGACGGUCGAUGAAGUAUGGAGAGACAUAUUUAAAGAAAGUGCUAGCGGCAAAGAUGGGAGUGGUAGUGGGGGAUCGAAUUUGCAGUCGAGGCAGCAAACUUUAGGGGAGAUGACUCUGGAGGAGUUCUUGGUGAAAGCAGGAGUGGUGAGAGAAGAUAUUCAAACAGGAACACCGAAUAAUAGCGGGAUGUAUGUUGAGACGCGUUCCAAUGACAAUAUUGGUCUGGCUCUUGGGUUUCCACAGCCAGGACAGACCAACGGAGUUGUGCUUAACCGAAUUGCAGAGAGUAACAAUCCCGUUCAUACUCAGUCUCCUAAUCUAGCCAUAAAUAUAAACGGAGCCAGAUCUUCUCAGCCGCAACAGCAGCAGCAGCUACCCCAACUCUUCGCAAAACAAUCUACGGUGGCUUUUGCCUCCGCAAUGCAUUUAGCAAACACCAACCAGCUGUCUAACCCAGGAAUGAGGGGUGGAGUUGCAGAUCCAAUGUUGAACAAUGGUUUUGGUCAAGGCGGUGGACCACAGAGUGGAGGAAUGGGCAUGGUUGGUCUAGGGGCCGGGGCUGUUACAGUUGCAACGGGAUCUCCAGCAAACCAGUUAUCCUCUGAUGGGCUUGGGAAGAGCAAUGGUGAUACAUCUUCCUUGUCACCAGUACCUUAUCCUUUUAAUAGUCUAAGAGGGAGAAGAUGCAGUGGGGCUGUGGAGAAGGUAGUGGAGCGGAGGCAGCGAAGAAUGAUCAAGAAUAGAGAGUCAGCUGCAAGAUCACGGGCUCGAAAGCAGACUUCUUAGUCGAGGGCAUGUAUAAGAAUUGGGAGUGGUGGCAGCUACAACAUCCAUAAAACCUAUUGUGCAGGAACUGUGGUCCCCACCAACACAACAAAGAAUAAAGUUGAAAUUUGAUGGGAGCUCUAGAGGUAAUCCAGGCCCUUCAGGUAUAGGGGAGUAUUCAGAGAUGGAGAUGGUAGAAUUGUUGCUAUGUUUUCGGGGCCAAUAAGAGUGAGAGACUCGCUGGGAGCAGAGGUGAUGGCUUUGCUUCACUGUGUAAGACAUGCCAAACAAUUGGGGUUACACCAAGUUGAGAUACAAGGAGACUCUAAAUAUAAAGGGAGAUUGGUGCUUGCUUCAAGUGGACAAGAAGAUCAGCUAAUGGUCUAGCUAAUACCUUAGCCAAACAAGGGAUCAUGAGGGAAUGUUUGUUCUGGAUAGUAUUAUAGUAAAGAUUACUUGGGGCUCAACACCCUAUUUUAGGGGUUGACAGUUGUAUCUUAAUAUUGUGUUAAUAAAAUUACCGUUUCCAAUCUAA
Messenger RNA from Nelumbo nucifera (sacred lotus), 2275 nucleotides. Its product is annotated as ABSCISIC ACID-INSENSITIVE 5-like protein 5. Gene Ontology annotation, biological process: positive regulation of DNA-templated transcription. Gene Ontology annotation, cellular component: nucleus. The record is from RefSeq and is a predicted model, not a curated record. NCBI's taxonomy places the organism in Eukaryota, Viridiplantae, Streptophyta, Magnoliopsida, Proteales, Nelumbonaceae. Gene Ontology annotation, molecular function: DNA-binding transcription factor activity.